This is a messenger RNA of Rotaria sp. Silwood2, 825 nucleotides long. The record is from the annotation of a GenBank genome assembly. Lineage: Eukaryota; Metazoa; Rotifera; Eurotatoria; Philodinida; Philodinidae.
AUGGGUGCAAGAUCUUGCAAAGGUGCAGCAAAUAGUAACAAAGCAAUUACUAUUGCUAUUCUUGGUUUAGACAAUGCAGGUAAAACAACAACAGCUCGUGUACUUGAAAAAGCUCCAGUCGAUUCUGUAGCACCAACAAUUGGUUUUAGUCAAACAGAAGUUCUUCACAAAGAUGAAAGAAUUAAAUUAAUUGAUUUGGGUGGUGGAGAAACAUUUCGUGAAGCUUGGCGUCAUUAUUAUGAUGAUGCAUAUGGAUUUGUUUAUGUUCUUGAUUCAAGUCAAGAAAGUCGUCUUGGUGAAAAUCGUGAUGUAUUAAAAAAACUUUUACGAGAAGAAAAAGUUAAAGGAAAACCUAUUCUUAUCUUGGCUAAUAAACAAGAUAAACCUGAGGCACUUGACAAAAAUGCAAUUCUUGAAGAUUUAAAAAUCGAACGACUUGUUAAUGAAAAUCAAACAUUAUGUCGAGUGGAAUUAUGUACAGCUACAUCAUUAAGUCGUAGUGGAAAAAAUUCUAAAAUUGACGAUUCUAUUCGACAUGGUUUUGAUUGGCUUAUCAAAGUAGUUUAUGAAAAUUAUGAUGCAUUACAUGAACGUGUUGAAAAAGAUGUUCAAAAACGUAAUGAAGCUGAACAAAACUCUAGACGAGAAAGACAAGAGCGUGUACAAAAACUACGUGAAGAACGAGACAGACAAGAAGGCACUGAAAAUGGUAAUGAUGAAGAUGAUGAUGCAAUGAAAAAUGGCUUUGUUCCAAUUGGACAAGCUGUCAAAAAUGCUGAAGUAAGAUCUGGAGCUGCUACUACUACUAUUAAUGGCGAUAUAUAG